GAGCUAAGUAGCUCGAGCAAAAAAAAAAAAAGAUGGCCCGGUGGUCGUCGUGCAUGGCGCUGCUCGUCCUCGCCGUCGCCGCGCAGCUCGUCGCGGCCGACCUGUCGCCGGGAUACUACGGCAGCAGCUGCCCCAGCCUGGAGAGCAUCGUGCGCGGCGUGGUGACGCAGAAGAUGGACGACACCAUCCGCACCAUCGGCUCCACCAUCCGCCUCUUCUUCCACGACUGCUUCGUCGAGGGUUGCGACGCGUCGGUGCUGAUCCGGUCGACGCCGGGGAGCCCGACGGAGAUGGACGCCGACGACAACAAGUCGCUGGCGUUCGAGGGCUACGAGACGGUGAGGAUCGCCAAGGAGGCCGUGGAGGCCGCGUGCCCCGACCUGGUGUCCUGCGCCGACAUACUCACCAUCGCCACAUGGGACGCCAUCGCCCUGAGCGGCGGGCCCUUCUACCCAGUGGAGCUGGGCAGGCUGGACGGCCUGAGCUCCACGGCCAGCAGCGUGGCCGGCAAGCUGCCGCAGCCCACCAGCACCCUCAACCAGAUGGUCGCCAUGUUCAGAGCGCACGGGCUCAACAUGUCCGACAUCGUCGCCCUCUCAGCGGCGCACACCGUGGGGCUGGCGCACUGCGGCAAGUUCAGGGAGCGGGUGUACGGCAGCCCGGCGGACGCGACGCUGAACCCCAAGUACGCGGCGUUCCUGAGGACCAAGUGCCCCGCCGACGGCUCGUCGGACCCGAUGGUGCUCAUGGACCAGGCCACGCCGGCGCUCUUCGACAACCAGUACUACCGGAACCUGCAGGACGGCGGGGGGCUGCUCGCCUCCGACCAGCUCCUCUACAACGACAACCGCACGCGGCCCCUCGUCAACGCGUGGGCCAACAGCACGGCCGCCUUCAGCCGGGGCUUCGUGGCCGCCAUGGUCAAGCUCGGCCGCGUCGGGGUCAAGUCCGGCAGCGACGGCAACAUACGCAAGCAGUGCGACGUCUUCAACUGAUGGCGAGAGGGAUCGAUCGAUCGAUGCGUUGGUGUACACCGGGGUUACCACGCUGGCUGAAUUAGUGUACGUGCAUGCGUCAAAGGUGCAUGUGUACACGAAAUGUGUGUGUCCGUGACACAGAGUUUCGUUGGGUUUCACAGUUCCGUGUGGCUUGUACAUGGUUGUAUAUGUGUUGUUUGAUUCGUUGAUUUCGAACGUGCGGGUUAUAUAUGCAAAUAAAAUGAAUAAAGCAUUCUCCAUAA
Molecule: messenger RNA, 1240 nt
Organism: Triticum dicoccoides
Lineage: Eukaryota; Viridiplantae; Streptophyta; Magnoliopsida; Poales; Poaceae
Product: peroxidase 50-like
Exons: 4
Coding region: 33-995 (320 amino acids)
Biological process (GO): hydrogen peroxide catabolic process; response to oxidative stress
Molecular function (GO): peroxidase activity; heme binding
Source: RefSeq, a predicted model, not a curated record